AUGGUUUCAUUUAGUGAGACAUUGGGUCCAAAUGAUAUCCCUAAGGCCCUAGAAAGGUUGGGUUUCAAUGGUGUAGAUGACCAGGCAGUGGAAUAUUUCUUGAAAGACUUGAAACUGAGGGUCAAUGGUGGUGAUGGGUUGGAUCUAGCAGUGCUAGAUUUACCCGGGUGGUACCAUAAGUCGGUGGUGGAGGUUCUGGUCCAGUUGAGUGACCUUAAAUGGAUAUUCACUUUGUCCAAAGGGCCAGAGAUGAUAUUUCACUACCUCCAGGCCCAGAACCGUGCUAUUGCCUCCUUAGCUGGUAAAAUCCUGGACCUAAAAACCAUGAUUCAGGCCAAGGACGACUACUUGAAGUACUGCAAGGAUCAUGGGUUCGAUAAUUUGACGGUAUUUAAGAGGAAGAAGGGCAUUGACUUCAAACUAGAGUCGUUCGAGGACAGAAAGGUAGAGGGGGUCACAGAUAUGGGGGAGGUAGUGAAGGAGAUUAAUUCUAUUAACAGUGAUGGAAAUGGGGGUAAACUAAACGACGGUGGGGGUAAACAUCGUCAUAAACGAAAUUAUAAUCAACGGGAUACCUCAGACAAACCUGACAUCAAGACUGAACCUACUGAAUCCGGUACUGAACCUACCAAACCAAUAAAAGCUGAACCUAAUGGUUCCGUAACCGGACCCACUGAUUCCUUAAACACGGGGCCUCUGCCUAAAAAGCGUAAGAAACCUCAGGGCAUUAUCAAGAAACGAUAA
Yamadazyma jaroonii is the source of this 744-nucleotide messenger RNA. NCBI's taxonomy places the organism in Eukaryota, Fungi, Ascomycota, Pichiomycetes, Serinales, Debaryomycetaceae. The record is from the annotation of a GenBank genome assembly.